AUGGCUCCCGCAAAGAAGGGUGGUGAGAAGAAGGGACGUUCUGCCAUCAACGAGGUGGGGACCCUAGACUAUACCAGCAACAUUCACAAGCGCAUGCGUGGAGUGGGCUUCAAGAAGGGUGUUCUUCGGGCACUCAAAGAAAUUCAGAAAUUUGCCAUGAAGGAAAUGGGGACUCCAGAUGAGCGCAUCGACACCAGGCUCAAUAAAGCCUUCUGGGCCAAGGGAAUAAGGAAUGUUCCAUAUCACAUCCAAGUACUUGUGUCCAGAAAACAUAGGGAGGAUGAGGAUUCACCAAACAAGCUCUAUACAUUGGCUAACUUACACUUACAUGCCUGUUACCACAUUCAAAAUUUCUAUUUAUAA
Mus pahari (shrew mouse) is the source of this 363-nucleotide messenger RNA. RefSeq names its product 60S ribosomal protein L31-like. Gene Ontology annotation, molecular function: structural constituent of ribosome. Gene Ontology annotation, biological process: cytoplasmic translation. Lineage: Eukaryota; Metazoa; Chordata; Mammalia; Rodentia; Muridae. The transcript is spliced from 2 exons. Bases 1 to 363 code for a protein of 120 amino acids. Gene Ontology annotation, cellular component: cytosolic large ribosomal subunit; ribosome. The record is from RefSeq and is a predicted model, not a curated record.